AUGGAAGCCAUCGCGAGCCGCAAGCGCAUCAACCCCCCUCGGGACGCAAACCCAAAUGCUCUCGCCGGGAAGGUGGCUCUCGUCACCGGAUCCUCAUCAGGCAUCGGUGCUGCAGUAGCCAGAGAGCUAUCAGCCCGAGGUGCCUCGGUGGUGAUCAACUAUGGCUGGCCAGAUCUGCAGGGUGCCGCCAACGAAGUCGGAAACAGCCUAAACACCCCUUGGAUAGCUGUUGAAGCAGAUAUAUCCACUGUAGAUGGACCUGCUAAGCUCGUCAAAGCCGCCGUCGACAAGUUCGGAAAAAUUGACAUUAUCGUCAACAACGCUGCCAAGGCGACGCUUACCAAGGUCGAAGACACCACGGUCAAUCUCUGGGAUACUACCAUGAACACGAAUGUUCGGGGCGCAUUUCUCGUCACACAAGCGGCUUUGCCUUACUUACCUCCGAAACCUGAGGGCGGGGGCGGCAGAGUUAUCAACAUUACGUCCGAAGUUGCUACAUCCCCUGAGAUUCUUCAGACGGCCUACGCGACUAGCAAGGGCGCAAUUGCAACUCUCACCAGAUGUCUCGCCAAGGACCUCCCGCCAACUUAUGGGUGCACAGUCAAUGCGGUGUCGCCCGGUAUUGUUAAAACACCGCAAUUUCUUGGCGAACUUCAGAAGAUGGGCAACGCAUUUCUGACUCAGAUCCUCGAUGCGCGGACUCCAGUCGAUGGAUGGAUUGGGUUGCCUGAAGAUGUUGCUUUCGCUGUUUCGUUUCUGGCUGAGGAGAGAGCUAGCUGGAUCAACGGCGCGAGCAUAAAUGUUUCUGGUGGAAUGUUUUUCGAUUAG
Colletotrichum chrysophilum is the source of this 828-nucleotide messenger RNA. RefSeq lists its product as uncharacterized. The transcript has a single exon. Lineage: Eukaryota; Fungi; Ascomycota; Sordariomycetes; Glomerellales; Glomerellaceae. Gene Ontology annotation, molecular function: oxidoreductase activity. The record is from RefSeq and is a predicted model, not a curated record. Bases 1 to 828 code for a protein of 275 amino acids.